Syngnathus typhle (broad-nosed pipefish) is the source of this 2953-nucleotide messenger RNA. RefSeq lists its product as uncharacterized. Bases 1630 to 2472 code for a protein of 280 amino acids. The record is from RefSeq and is a predicted model, not a curated record. The transcript is spliced from 6 exons. NCBI's taxonomy places the organism in Eukaryota, Metazoa, Chordata, Actinopteri, Syngnathiformes, Syngnathidae.
CUGAUCCACCUGAGGCACACACCUCGCUUGUGUGGUUGUUCCAUACACCAUCCAAGCUUUCUUUGUGUAUCUUAUUGUCAUAAAAGAUAAGAUACGUAUGUCUCGCUAACCCCCACCUUUGUCUGCUCCUCCUGCUUCCAUCUUUCUCAUGGAUGACCCUUUGAAGAAGUCUAAUCCGCAUUAUUUGCUUUCCCAGGCUUGUGUUGGGUCCCGCUGUGAAUUGACUGUGGAAAAUAUACUCCAGUCUGCCGGCCGCUCCCCGUGUCCUUGAUUUAUCCGAAUAGGAUGUGGCUGAUGGGCGCACGUAAAGCAGUCUGAAUGGCCUAGAGGCUGCUCUGGCAAGAGAGAAGAGGGAGGGAGGCGCUGCAGCUUAUGAAGAUGUGGCUGAGGUUUCGGGGACGUCACGGCAUGGAGAAAAACUUCCUGUUCGCCAAAGAAGGGGCAACCGCACUUGCAGCAUUCUUUGAUGACAGUUCGUCUGGGACUAAAUAUCACUGUGACUGGUCCAAGAGGGAUUCUUGACCCACAGAUGCUACUGCACUUAAACAAGGAGGUGAGUACAUGAACCUCACUUACUAACACAACAGAGACUUUGGAAACAAACACAGCUCACUCAAUAAUCAACGCCGGUACAAAGGUUUGUAUUUGUUUAGGUAUUUGUUUUUUGUCAGACCUGCAGGCUAUAUUAUUGAUUCAUUACUAGUGAGACUAUUUGUGAAGUGCGCCAUGGUAUUUCAAACUGACAGCACCUUUUUAAUGAAGGAAAAGGCAUUUGUGGAUUAACGGAUUAGGCUCUUUGGAACUCAGCAGAAGGAUUUUUUUUCUUUUUAUCAUCAUAGAAAGUCAAGGGUCGCUUUAGCUUUCCCAGUCGCCAUCCUGCAUAGAAGUAGGGCUCUUGAGUUAAAGUGUUGCUUUAGUCGUAAUUCUGUCCCUUCUUUUCACCGCAAAGGCCGGCCUCUACAACAUAGGAAGAAAGGGAGGACUUUUCUCUAUGCGGAUACUCUCAGUCAAAAGUGUGACCUCUGUACCAUGACAUUUCAUCAUCUAAACUUUAUGCCAAUUAUUACUACACCACAACAUGUGAUUUUUAUUGGAGUUUGCACACAUUCACAUAAUGUGUUUUCAUUUACAGAAAUAACUUUAUUUGUCUUAUAAAACCAUUAUUUCAUUUUGAGAUCUGAUUGUGUGGUAUGUGGGCUUCCAUACCUUUAUACAUAAAAUCCUUAGUAGGUAGUCCAUCCGCCAUAUUGGAUGUGGCGGAUCAUACGAUAACUUUUCAGUUUUCGUAUAUGGUGAUAUCAUAUGGAAAACGGAAAACUACUUUGGUAGCUACAAUAAUAAUUAUCACAACAAUAAUCAAUCAUUUUAUUCGCAGGAUUGGGGUAUAAAUAUAUUAGGUAGAUGUGUCUAUGGUUGAUUUUUGGACUCCACGAGUUGGUCACGCCUACCAAGAGAAGUAGCCAAUAGAAAUAGACGUUGAUCUCUGAGUUCCGCUCCGUAGACGCGCCCACUGUAAUUGCCUCCGACAACCGUGCGAACGUGUCGGGGCUGUACGCAUGGCACUGAGUUGUCACUCACAGCUUGUUCCUCGAGUCCGGUUUGACCAGUCGCCGUCCACACCAGGCAGCCAUGUCGGAGGAGAGCGAGUUUGAGAAGACGCUCGCUUCAAUUGGAGGUAAAGAAAGGAUCUAUUUGGUGAGCGAUGUAGCAGAAAGGAAUGAUGAGGGAGGGAGCGAUGCCGACGUCCUGCGGGAGUUCAUCGACGAUUUGUUCGGCGACCAAAGGCCCCUUCCAACCCUCUGUGCGGGCGAGCUCGGCCACGUCUGUCAAAAGGGCCACGGGGACAAGCCUCCCCAGGGGACCCCCGACGAUAUAAACUCGGGAGCCCGCCCGCAUGGCACUCAGAGGACAAUUGUCAAACAGACAAGCAGCUCCAGCCGGCGCAGAACCAUCGAUUGUCCCGCUAUCAUGUUCGUCUUCAGACAGAAUUUCAUCAGCAACCUGGGCUUAAAGGAGGUUCUCAAAGACGUCCGGGCGCGGACCAAAGGAGCCAGCAGCGCUGUGCCGGCCUUGAUUGGAUUAGUGCGCCUCAACUCGGGGGAGAGCGACGAGAGCCGCCGGUGCGUCCUUCAACUGGAGACGCUCAUCCGCAAGGUGUUCCCGCAGCAUCCGUCGGACGCGGUCUGGGUGGGCUCGUUCAUCUCUGGUACUCCGGACAACGUACUCGACAUCAAGAAGAACCUCUGUCGAGUCAUAGCCUAUUCUCAAACCGCAGAUAUUACCCAGGAUCACAGGAACCCGCUUUUGUGGCCUUUCCAGUGUUUGCUCAGGUCUAAUAGAGGAGGGGCAGCCAACAGUCCCCCAACCAACAAGCGAAGAGGUGACUCUAGAAGUGUAGAUGAGAGCAUCCCCUUGAAAAGUAAUUACAAGUCUGCUGGACCUAAUGAAGAAUCAGUCACAACAGACGCUUGACCAAGAGCCCAAUACUGUGAACAAUAAUGUUGGAACAAGCUGCUGUCAAGAGACAUCGGUUUGUCUGGUGCUCAAGUUUCUCAGUCCUGAGCCAAACGGCUACAAUGUAAUACUGACAUGCCUUAUCAUGACAUUUAAAUGCCACCUUGCAUAUGUGCACACUUUCAAGAAAGUACGAUCAGUUAUCAUGCACAAUUUUAUUACUAGUUGAACAAAACUGCUGUUAUGGAAUUUGUGUUAAAGGUAUUUGAGCUACUGAUAGUCUCCAAAAUUCAUUAUCAACAGUUAUAUUUUUGUUAAAAAGCCUCUCAGAAUUGAAUGACUGUCUUUUGUUUCACAGAAUUAUUAUUUUUUAAACAUACUGUGCCUUAAAUUUGUGCUUUUGACAACUGUAGAAGUUAACAAAUUUGUUCUAAUGUUAUAACUAUUUAUUAGACUUAUAGAUUCUGCAUUACUAUUUGAAUAAAAAAUGUCCACCAUU